UAAUGAGCUCAUAAGGAUGUAGUUUUAUUUAACAUAUUUAGAAAAUACUAAAUUAUAUACAAUCUAAUCGAACAAUAGUUAAACAUUUACAAAUAAACCAAGAAUGGUCAAAUAUUAAGUCUUAAGAAAAUAAAAUGGUUUAGGAUCAAGAAUCAUUAGAUAACUAGAUCCUAAUGUAGAAGAAUAAAUUAUUGAAACUUGCAAGUCUCUUAUGCCAACACGACCAGAUACAUAAUAAUCAAAAUAAAAAAGUGGAACUUAAACUGUCUUAGAAAAACCAGAAACUCGAGAAAAAAUGGCAUCUAGACUUAGAACUCCAAAAUCAGAAGGUUUAUUAAGAUUUAAGAGUCAAGAAAAUUAAAUUGAAGACUUUUAACCAAUAAAUUAAUAAUUCAAUUAUGUAGAUGAAAUUCCAUUAGAUCACCCUAUUUGGAAAUUAAUUUUGCCAGAUGUUUAAAGUGUUAAUAUUCCUAAACUUAUUAAUGAUAAUCCAGAUUAUUUCCAUCAUUAAUUAGGUAAAUUUAUUCAAUUAAUUUAUAGGAUUUUGUGCUUGUUAUAAAUGUGAAUGUGGUUAAUGUAAAUGCAAUUUCUCUAAAACUUGUAAAUUGAAUUAUUCAUCCUCUCAAAAUACUGUUUAUGGAAAAGAUUUUUUACAUAAAUAAACUGAAUAUAAUGCUCUAAGACCAUUAAAUUAAACUUAUUAUUCAACUUAAUUUUGUAAUCAAAAACCUAUUGAUUAAUAAAGUUUGCAUUAAGUAAAUUCAAAUUUUUAUUUAGACAUCAUAUAAAUAAUUCAAAGUACCUGUAUAAGAAAUGCUUAGGCCAUAAUCUCAAGAGCAUCGAGGAGAUUUCUUAGGCAACAGUAGUUACAAAGUAACCUAUUAAAAGUGAGAUUUAGACUCAAUUUAAAUUUUGGGGACCACCAGAAACUGCUCAUUUUAAAAGACCUGUUCAUUAAAGUGUGAGUGAUCAAAUACCUUUCACAGCUUAAUCUUUAUAUUAAGAUUCAUUUGCAAAUAAACCUUAUUAAAAACCUAGUGAUUCAUUAAAGAUGGUUACUGAAUUGUAAUAAAUUUAAAUAUAUAAUAUAAAGAACACCUUUACCUACUGGAUAACCUUUUGUCUCAUAAUCAUAAACAUAAUUGGCAUAUCAACCAUUCAGAAUUUAAAAGAAUCCUAAAUUAAAUAGUGAUAAAAUUAAUGAUUAUGGAAGAAGUCCAAAAUAUGAUACUCAAUAUAAAAGUCUUGUGAAUACAGAAUACACUCCAAAAAGACAAAGAUAUUGUCCAGCAAAGGAAUACAUAGCUCAUUAUUAAUAAAGAGCAUUAUAAAAAUUAAAAUAAUAAUAAUGAA
Molecule: messenger RNA, 1353 nt
Organism: Paramecium pentaurelia
Lineage: Eukaryota; Ciliophora; Oligohymenophorea; Peniculida; Parameciidae
Source: the annotation of a GenBank genome assembly